UUUACACCUCGUGUGACUACGGACGUUAUAACAAAAGGACUAAAUUUUUGGAAUAGUUAACCGCGACGAAGUUCAGCGAAGCGGAUCGUAAGAAGUCAAAAAACAAAUAAAUCCGAAAACACCUGAAGGGUGCGCAUCGACGAUGGGUUCUGGCACCAGCGGCUCUCGCAAGAAAGAUGUCAAAUUGGUUCGCCCGGUGUCGGUGGUGGUGUUCGGCGCGACUGGCAUGAUCGGAGGAUCGGUCGCGCGCACGCUCAGUAACAGUCAGAAGUUCAAGGUGACAGUAGUGACGCGAAACCCGAGCAACAGUCUGAUUCGCCGUCUGGAGAAAGAUGGGGCGGAGAUACGAACAGCCGACCUCAAUGACCCGAAGAGUCUGGUGCGCGUGGUGCAUGGAGCAGACGCCAUGUUCCUCGUCACACACUACUGGGAACACCUGAGCAAGCGCAGUGAGACGCAACAGGGUAUGAACGCGGUGUACGCGGCGAUAAAGUGCAACAUCAAACACUUGGUGUUCUAUGGUGCCGAGUCGUGUGUCUGCGCCACGGGCCAGAGGUGUGGAUACAUGGACGCCAAGGCCGCCAUUGAGGAGUACAUUAAAGGGACAGGUUUACCGUACACGAUCCUUAGAGCGUCAUUUUUCUAUGAAAAUUUUCUGAGCAUCUUCAAGCCUCACAAUAUUGGAGACAAUGUAUUUGUCAUAGGUUAGUAUACAGUGACGUAGUGGGAGAGUAUUCAAGGACGUC
This is a messenger RNA of Gigantopelta aegis, 746 nucleotides long. RefSeq names its product nmrA-like family domain-containing protein 1. The transcript has 6 exons. The coding region runs from base 143 to 709 and encodes 188 amino acids. NCBI's taxonomy places the organism in Eukaryota, Metazoa, Mollusca, Gastropoda, Neomphalida, Peltospiridae. The record is from RefSeq and is a predicted model, not a curated record.